Messenger RNA from Esox lucius (northern pike), 1597 nucleotides. Its product is annotated as tubulin beta-4B chain. Gene Ontology annotation, cellular component: cytoplasm; microtubule. The record is from RefSeq and is a predicted model, not a curated record. The transcript is spliced from 4 exons. Gene Ontology annotation, molecular function: GTPase activity; structural constituent of cytoskeleton; GTP binding. Bases 122 to 1459 code for a protein of 445 amino acids. Lineage: Eukaryota; Metazoa; Chordata; Actinopteri; Esociformes; Esocidae. Gene Ontology annotation, biological process: microtubule cytoskeleton organization; mitotic cell cycle.
CCAACCGUUCCACCUCGGAUGCCCACAGAAAAGGCGCGUGAUUUAUGGACAUUUAAGUAACAUUUUGUCUGAAGUUUUGCAUGUUAACUACACUUUUUAAUUAACACAACUCGAUUUAAAAAUGAGGGAGAUCGUUCAUUUGCAGGCCGGUCAGUGUGGAAAUCAGAUCGGCGCUAAGUUCUGGGAGGUGAUCAGCGACGAACAUGGAAUAGACCCCACUGGCACCUACCAUGGAGAUAGUGAUUUGCAGCUUGAGAGAAUUAAUGUGUAUUACAAUGAGGCAACAGGUGGUAAGUAUGUCCCUCGUGCCAUUCUGGUUGAUCUGGAGCCUGGAACCAUGGACUCAGUUCGCUCUGGGCCCUUCGGACAAAUUUUCAGACCAGACAACUUUGUCUUUGGACAGAGUGGUGCUGGUAACAACUGGGCCAAAGGCCAUUACACAGAGGGAGCGGAGCUUGUGGACUCCGUCCUGGACGUGGUGAGAAAGGAAGCGGAGAGCUGCGACUGCCUGCAGGGCUUCCAGCUCACCCACUCCCUUGGGGGAGGCACUGGCUCUGGCAUGGGAACCCUGUUGAUCAGCAAGAUCCGUGAGGAGUACCCCGACCGAAUCAUGAACACGUUCAGCGUGGUGCCCUCCCCGAAGGUGUCCGACACGGUGGUGGAGCCGUACAACGCCACCCUGUCCGUGCAUCAGCUGGUGGAGAACACUGACGAGACCUUUUGCAUCGACAACGAGGCGUUGUACGACAUCUGCUUCCGCACGCUCAAGCUGACCACCCCGACAUACGGCGACCUCAACCACCUGGUGUCGGCCACCAUGAGCGGGGUCACCACGUGCCUGCGCUUCCCCGGUCAGCUCAACGCCGACCUGCGCAAGCUAGCGGUCAACAUGGUCCCGUUCCCCCGUUUGCAUUUCUUCAUGCCAGGCUUCGCACCGCUGACCAGCAGAGGCAGCCAGCAGUACAGAGCCCUGACGGUGCCGGAACUCACACAGCAGAUGUUCGAUGCCAAGAACAUGAUGGCGGCCUGUGACCCGCGCCACGGCCGCUACCUCACCGUGGCUGCCAUCUUCCGCGGGCGCAUGUCCAUGAAGGAGGUGGAUGAGCAGAUGCUGAGCGUGCAGAACAAGAACAGCAGCUACUUUGUGGAAUGGAUCCCCAACAACGUGAAGACGGCCGUCUGCGACAUCCCGCCCCGCGGCCUCAAGAUGUCCGCCACCUUCAUCGGCAACAGCACGGCCAUCCAGGAGCUGUUCAAACGCAUCUCGGAGCAGUUCACCGCCAUGUUCCGCCGCAAGGCCUUCCUGCACUGGUACACCGGGGAGGGCAUGGACGAGAUGGAGUUCACCGAGGCGGAGAGCAACAUGAACGACCUAGUGUCAGAGUACCAGCAGUACCAGGACGCCACCGCAGAGGAGGAGGGGGAGUUUGAGGAGGAGGGGGAGGAGGAGCAGGCUUAAAACGGAAUGAUAACAGGGAUGUUUAAAAUGAAUUUCAACUGCAUUCUGUCCUUUCAGUUUGUGCUUUUAUUUGUUCACGGCACAAGGACAGCUGCUGUCAGUGUUUAAAUUGUAUUUGCAAUAAAACGUAUCAGCAUU